Molecule: messenger RNA, 741 nt
Organism: Cicer arietinum (chickpea)
Lineage: Eukaryota; Viridiplantae; Streptophyta; Magnoliopsida; Fabales; Fabaceae
Product: copper transport protein CCH
Molecular function (GO): metal ion binding
Source: RefSeq, a predicted model, not a curated record
UUGCUAGCAAUUUCGAUGAAUAAUUCAAAGUAGACCCAUUUGAAAAUUGUUUAUCCAAACAUGACAUAAUCAAACUAGAUCAAUUCCUAAUACAACAAGUUUAAAAACGAGGGUAGACAAUCAUAUGAGCUAUGGCCUCUACAAAUGAAAAUGAUGAUAACCGUUCUCUUUUAUAUUUGAAGAACUUGACACUACCCUCGGUUGUGGUGAUAGCAGCGAAUAUGGGUUGUAAUGUUUGUCAAGGAAGAGUAUCCAGAGUUGUCUCAAAAAUGACUGGGAAAACUCUUCAGGUGAAAUGGAGGUUUUUAUCAAAUGGCUUUGCUUGCCAGAUACGGAGUACAGCUGGGACUGUGACUGGAAAUCUGCAGCCGGCAUUCAAGGAACAUUUCCUCACUUUCACCUUGAGGACAGAGUGGGAUACCGAUAGACAGUGGUGUCCAACUGGGAGAGUAUGUGUAGGGAGAAAUACAAGGACAGCAAAGGGUCCCAGCCUUUCGGUUAGAGUUAGUUAAUAGUAAGACAGUUACAAGAAAUGAAUAACUCUAGAAUAGUGGAUAGUGGUUAUGAAAUUCCAGAAUAAGAUAAAUGAAUAACUAAUUUUAUGGUCAUACAAUUAUCAUCAAUCGUGUAAAAGAGUAACUUCUUUCUGGGCUCAAUGCUAGUUACCAAAUAACGAAUGAUGCAUCCCAACCUUAUUUCAUAUUUCUAUAAGGCAAAAGAAUGGAAGACAAUAAGAUCAAA